Messenger RNA from Vigna radiata var. radiata (mung bean), 2304 nucleotides. RefSeq names its product probable glycosyltransferase At5g03795. Gene Ontology annotation, molecular function: glycosyltransferase activity. The transcript has 5 exons. NCBI's taxonomy places the organism in Eukaryota, Viridiplantae, Streptophyta, Magnoliopsida, Fabales, Fabaceae. The record is from RefSeq and is a predicted model, not a curated record. The coding region runs from base 3 to 2099 and encodes 698 amino acids.
AUAUGGCUGCUGCCGAAACGUUGAAGUUGGCGUUCGGCGUCUUAAAGGGAUCACGGUCCACCAAGUUCAAGUCCGUCCCUGUUUUGCUUCGCGGCUCCUACUUCCAAAUCAAUGACCAGAGUUCAGAAAAGAUUCUUCCAGCGUCCUCUUUAGAUGCCGGAGUUGCUAUGGCGAUUGGACAGCGACAGUUGUUCAGUAAUUUUAGCAGAAUGGGUCAAGAGUUAUUUUCAAUAUUUCAGCUGGAAAGAAAGAGAUUGUUAGGGUUUAUCAGCAUUACAAUUGCAAUAAUAUUAGCAUUCCAGUAUUUGGAACUUCCUUAUGGUGCUGUUCAACCCACUGUAUUCUCUGGCAACAAGAUUCCAACGUCUGAUAGCACUAGAUUCCAAGCUGCAGACCUACCAUCCAACUCUGAAACGUUUAAAAAUAUGACUUAUUUGAAUCAAGAAAAUUCUACCGGUGAAAAUGCCCUUGAGAUUGUUGAUAUAACCAAGACUUCUGAGGUAAAAGACAAUGUUUUAAGUACUGGUUUAAUCUCGGAACCAGCAAGGGAAUUAGACAGAUCUUUAGAAUUUGGUGUAACUGAUGAAAGUUCCACUGAAGAAAGUAUUGAGAUAUCAAAUAAUGGUUAUGCAACAGGUCAGACAGGGAAUCUAGGACUGAGUAUUCACAACAAUACUGUUUCUCAUUCCCCUUCUCAUUUGGCUCUUCCAAGUCCAACAGAAGUGAGCCAAAAUAUUACGCCUCCAAUGUUGUCAAAUGAUUAUGAUGAAACUGAAUUCACGGAGGAUGAGAGGUUCAAGCCACCACAAGAUGAUGUUAAAAUAGUAGAAAAUAAUUCUUCUGUCAGCAGUAUGCCCAAGGAGACUAAACGUUCUCAAAUACCUGUAGAAGCAACAACAAUCUCUAAAAUGAACGAGUUAUUGCUUCAGAACCGUGCCUCAUAUCGUUCUAUGAGGCCAAGGUGGUCUGCGGCUGUUGAUCAAGAGCUACUGCAGACCAGAUCAGAGAUUGAAAAUGCACCAAUUGUAAAUGACGAUAUAAAUCUUUAUGCUCCCCUUUUUCGAAAUGUUUCCAGGUUCAAGAGGAGCUAUGAAUUAAUGGAGAGAACACUCAAAGUAUAUGUGUAUAGAGAAGGAGCUAAGCCCAUAAUGCACUCACCGUAUCUUCUGGGAAUUUAUGCUUCCGAGGGAUGGUUCAUGAAGCAGAUGAAAGCUAGUAAACAAUUUGUGACAACAGACCCAAAGAAGGCCCACUUAUUUUACUUACCAUUCAGUUCUCGGAUGCUAGAAGAAACUUUAUACGUACAGAAUUCACAUAGUUCUAGGAACCUGGUUCAAUAUCUGAAAAAUUAUGUAGACAUGAUUGCGGGGAAACAUAAUUUCUGGAACAGAACAGGAGGUGCUGAUCAUUUCCUAGUUGCUUGCCAUGACUGGGCCCCUAAAGAAACAAGGAAAAACAUGGCUAGGUGCUUGAGGGCUCUAUGCAAUUCUGAUGUGAAAGAAGGUUUUGUCUUGGGGAAGGACGUGUCUCUUCCGGAAACUUAUGUCCGAAAUGCUCAGAGGCCCACUAGAAACCUUGGUGGAAACCGUAUUUCAAAGAGGAAAACUCUGGCGUUUUUUGCAGGGGGGAUGCAUGGUUAUCUUAGACCAAUAUUGCUUCAGCACUGGGAAAAUAAGGACCCUGACAUGAAAAUCUUUGGGAUACUGCCAAAGUCAAAGGGCAAUAGGAACUACAUCCAGUACAUGAAGAACAGCAAGUACUGCAUUUGUGCAAAGGGCUAUGAAGUCAAUAGUCCAAGAGUUGUGGAGGCCAUUUUCUUUGAAUGUGUGCCAGUAAUUAUAUCAGAUAACUUUGUGCCUCCAUUUUUUGAGAUGUUGAAUUGGGAAUCCUUUGCUGUUUUUGUGUUGGAGAAGGAUAUUCCAAAUCUGAAGAGUAUACUCCUUUCCAUCCCACAAAGGAGGUAUCUUCAAAUGCAGAUGAUGGUGAAAAAGGUGCAGCAGCAUUUCCUGUGGCACAGAAGCCCUGUCAAGUAUGAUAUAUUCCACAUGAUACUCCAUUCCAUUUGGUACAACAGAGUCUUCACAGCAAAAGCUAGAUAGAUCAUCUUGAACAAACAAGUUUUUCUUUAGGUAGCAGAACAUUCUUUGGAGGACACGUACAUAAUAAGAUCUACGUUGGCAAUUAACAAUGUUGUUUUUGUGUAAUUAAAUUUGUAUAUAUUGACUACCACGUUUUCUUGAAUUAUUCAUACAUAAAUGUUUGGUAGUCUAUGAUAGCUUAAAAUCAGAUUUUAUUUUUAGCUUA